Messenger RNA from Clonostachys rhizophaga, 3174 nucleotides. NCBI's taxonomy places the organism in Eukaryota, Fungi, Ascomycota, Sordariomycetes, Hypocreales, Bionectriaceae. The record is from the annotation of a GenBank genome assembly.
AUGGCUUCUGCCAGUACAAGCGAGAGGAGUCGGAGCAGGAGCAGGAGUAGGAGCAAGCCUCGCUCUGUGGCGAAGAAACCUUCAUUUCGAGAUGAAUUGCAGCUGGUAGCUGUUCGCUACGAGAAGACGAGCCAGGGCGACCUACCCAUCCCCAUUACGAGCCGCAAUUCACGCCCAAGCUCAUCGUCACGACCAGCCACUGCCUCUCGCCCUACUUCUGCAUCCUCCUCCGUCUCCUACGGCGGCCCUAUCGUGGUGAUCCCUCCGAUUCCCCCUAUCGCACCGCCUACAGAGGAGCACCCGGCCCUGCGUGCGUCCGGCCCUGUUCUGACCCAGAGGAUAACCCCGGUGGAACGCAAGCGAGACUCGGGUCAUGCUACAUCCAGCGCAUCGUCUUCGACGCCUACGAUCAACGAGGAGGACAUCGAGAAUGACUGUGGGGCCGAGUACCUGUCAACGACGCCGCCUCUUAGGACAAUGUCUCCAGCCAUGCUCUCCAUCCAGGAAAGCGUCGAGGAGGACGAUGAAGAUGGGCUCUGCACACCGACUGCAUCAUUCGAGAUGCGACUCUCGGAGGAGGUCGACAUGCGUCCCAGGGCUCCGGUGGCACGCUCGAGCUUCAGUGGAUCUGAACGCACCGAGAGGAUGAUUGCUCCGGCCAGCCCUCGUCGCCCUCACACCCGCUGCGCCGAGGUUCCUGUGAUGCCCAAGCCGGAAGCGUUUGUGGUCCGCCCCAAGACAUCGACCGCUGCCGACAAGUCAUUGUCGCUGCCAAAGACAAAGAAGGCGCCCAAGAAGAAGCAGAUGGGCCGCAGCUUCAGCUUCCUCUCAACGGCCUCCUCGUGGCUGCACCAGGACCAGGAAGGCUUAGUCAGCGAGCCCGAGCAGGCCCAGAAGCCCCAUCCCGUACGGGAAAUGAGGCCGGCCCAUGCCUGGGGGACCACUGCAACUGGCACUGGCACAGGCUCAGGCCCCGGCUCAGGCAAACCAGCCCACCCACCCCUGCGCCGGUGCCCUGCGUCCCCUGAAGCACCUGGCAGCAUGAACAGUCAGCCACCGUCGGCGCCACUAGCACCACCCUCCCGCCGCCCUGCUGCUAGUGCUGUCACCUCCCUCUUCAAACGGGCCGCAUUUUCCACGAAGCCAAAAGCGCACUCCAAACGCGGGCCCGACCCUGACUUGGAUCCCUUCACUCCUCUCACCGUUGCCAUUCCGUCGUCUAGCUUGCUCGAUGAUGGAUUCAUGACCGGCCUGACCUUCUCAAACCGCGGCAGUGUCAUGUUUGGCGGCCAUCGCGCGCUUGGCUUUGACGGUUUAAUCAUGGACCAUCACGACAGCUACCCACGUGCCAGCAUCGAGUCUGGCACUGGUGUGGACAAUGGCAAAUGCGCAACUCCUCCUCCCUCCCUCACCGCCGCACCGAAACCAAUCACCAUCUCAAUUGACCGCCCCUCGAGCGCUGCGACCGACGCGACGCCCGAAACCGGCUACAAGACGCCUGACGCUGCUUCCAAGUCGCAACCGACGCACGAGUCCUUGGAUGUGCCGAGUUCCACUCCCAACAUUCAAGUGCUCGAUGCCGAAGUCGAGUUGGAAUCGCGCAAGGUGAGGUCGCUCUACGCCAACGGUGGUGCUCCCGGCCAAGAGUCUCUGGACGACCGCCGAUCCCCUCUCAUCGAGGAGCAUUCGGCCGAGGAGAGCGAUCGUGAUUCUCUCGCUCAGCUACCGAGCACACCAAGACGCGCCGAUUCUUUGCUUAAGCCCGAUGGAUCUAAGAGUGAUGGAAGGCGAGCAGGCGCACUCGAGGAUUGGGAUGACCUCGAAGGCGCCCACAUCGACAGAUACGGUUUCAUCAGCAUCCCCCGGCCCGACUCAUCGAGGCAUUCAUCCACAGAACUAAAAGCGGCGCAACUAUCGCCCCGGCGGCGAACCCUACUCCAUAGGAAGGAUGGCGGCAGUCUAUCGUCGUCCGGCGGGAGACCCUUCCCCAGCCGGAAGAUGUCUGCGCGAUCCCUCAACACUUACCAUUCAGGCCUGUCGGCUACGUCUCUCCGAUCAUCACGGUCGGUAAUACGACAGGCGAGCAACAUGCUACCCCAAAAUCGCGACCGGCGCGUGGUGGAUGGGGCCAGUGAAAUGUUGACACCAGGUUUACAUGAUAUCGCUGAUGAAGUGCGGGCCGAGAAGAUAUCCGAAGCACUCAAGCGAAAGGAAUGGGAGAGGUCGGAGAAGUGGCGGAAAAUGGCGAAGAACGUCAGGAAGGGUGCCCGGGGCGAGGGCACGGAAUUCGAAUUCGAUGUCAAAAACCCAAAACUAAUUGAAAGAACGUGGAAGGGAAUCCCCGAUCGGUGGCGCGCAGCUGCUUGGUGGUCGUUCUUGGCUUCGAGUGCCCAAAAUGACACCGAAUCGCCGUCGGAAGAGGAUAUCAUCAAAGCAUUUCACGAGCUUCAGGACAGAAGCUCACCGGACGACGUCCAGAUCGAUCUAGAUGUGCCCAGAACGGUUAGUCUGCACAUCAUGUUUCGACGAAGAUACGAAGGUGGCCAGCGUUUACUAUUCCGCGUACUGCACGCCCUAUCGAUAUACUUCCCCGAAACCGGGUACGUGCAAGGAAUGGCAUCGCUAGGCGCGACACUACUCUGUUAUUUCGACGAGGAGAAGUCUUUCGUCAUGCUGGUGCGAAUGUGGCAGCUACGCGGACUAGAACGACUCUAUCGUCAUGGCUUCGAAGGCCUAAUGACAGCGUUGAAUGAGUUUGAGACUAUUUGGCUCCAUAAGGAUGUCGCCAAAAAGCUCUCUGAACUCGGAAUUGAGGCUACCGCAUAUGGGACGCGGUGGUACCUAACUCUUUUCAACCUCUCUCUUCCUUUCCCAGCACAGCUUCGUGUCUGGGAUGUCUUCUUACUCCUUGGUGACAGCGGAUCCAACCCAGUCGAGGCCAAGCCACAGAACAAGAAGUCUGCGGCGACGCCAAUCGGUCCGCCGACGGGGCUCGGCAUCCUACAUGCCACAAGCGCAGCCAUCGUGCAAGCAUUGAGAGAGGUCCUUCUCGACUCUGAUUUUGAGAACGCCAUGAAGUCCCUCACGUCAUUCGUAUCUAUACAAGACGAGGAUCUUCUCAUGAAAGUCUCAAAAGCAGAGUGGAAGUCCCAUAAAGGCAAACGGAAGGCAUAG